GCAUUAUUGAAGGCUAUGUUGCAGAAAAAGCUGCAUUGGAAGAGGCCUUGAAUCUGAAAGAGGAAUCUGAGCGUCGCCUUGUUGUGGAGCUGGAGAAUAUGCGUGAACGCUUCCAGGAGCUAACCCAGGAGCAAGCAAUUCUUGGUCUACUCAAGGAAGUAGAAUUUUUAGCAAAGGAGAAAUUAGAGCUUCAAUGUCAGGCAGAAAAGGACCAUUCCAACUUACGCUCUCAAAUGAAAGUUUUGGAGGUGGAACUGGAAGAACAGUUGCAUAGUAAUCAAGACCUGGCUACACAGUUACUGGAGGUUGCUGAAUUAAAACAGCAAAUUCAAGUUCUUGAAAAACAGCUUAAAAACCAGCGGCAAUUCAUGGAUGAACAAGCUAUAGAAAGGGACCGUGAUGAUUAUUUUUAGCAGGAAAUUCAGAAACUGGAAGAACAGUUAAAACUUUCAGCAAAAUCGCAGACUUCAGGAGAGCCCAGAGAGUAUAGGAACUAUGAAUUGAUUCUACAGGUAGAAUCUUUGCAAGCAGAAAUAAAAGAGAAGGUGGAUGAUUACAAUAAGCUGUUACUAGAAAAGGAGCAAAACCACAAAGAAAUUACAGCUCGUGAUCAAGAGAUAGAAAAACUCAUGGCGCAGAUACGAGAACUGGAGCACAGCGGUAUUGAAGUCUCAAAGACUGUAUACUACUUGGAACAACAACUGCAAAAAAUGAAGAAAGUGGAAACCGAAUUAAAACAAGAUAAAGAGGCAUUGCAACAGCAACAGUACAAUAACCUGAUUCAGAUCUCUGCCCUACAGUCUAAAUUAGAUGAAGCGAGGCACAGAGUACCAGCUGACGGCAGUUCUGCCCCAGUGCUGAAGGAGCAGUUACAGGCAGAGCAGGAAGCACUUCAGACGAAAGAGAGAGAGAUUGCAAGCUUGUUAGAUCAACUAGAACAAUAUAAGGAUAAUUUGAUCAGUAAAAAUGAGGAGAUAUUGCAGCUGAACUUGAAGUUAGAGAUGCAAAAAAACCUUAGCACUUCCAGCAUCAGCCAGCUUCAGUUAGAGAAUGCACACUUGAAGGAUCUAACAAAACUUCAUGUGAAGCAAAAUCAGGACCUGGGUAUUAAUGAUUCCUCAGCUUUGUCAUUCCCACAAGCACUACUAAAAGAAAAGAAUCAAGAAAUUGAUCACUUGAAUGAGCAGAUGAAGAGGCUCCAGCGAGAGCUAGAGAAUACUCUGGAGAAUAAAGUUGUAGAAGAUCAAAAAUCUGAAAUUGAAGAACUCGGAUCACUUGUUGAGCACCUUCGCGGUGACCAGGAAAGGCUGCGUAAGGACAAAGAUGAAGAGGUAGAGCAACUCCAUGGAGUAAUUGAGAAGCUUCAAAAAGAGCUGGCACAAUUUGGACCAGUAUAUCAUGAAGUUAGCGACAAUCAAGAUGAUCUCUAUCAACUUGCUUUGGGAAAGCCAGUGGAAAACCUUCAGAAUGAGUUGAAGAAGGGACUGGUAGAUUGUCAGGGUGAUACUGAUCCAAAUAGAAGAAAUGCAUUGCUACUUUCCAAAGUGAGAGAACUUCAGGAGGAAGUAGAGCUUGUCUCAACUGCUAGAGAAGCUCUGCAGCAACAACUGGAAGAGAAGGAAUUGCAGUUCAAAAUGGAAGUGGAAAUUUUGGAGAAAAAAUGCCAAAAAUUACGAGACUCAUCAGAGCAGCACGUUGCAGAGCUGACCUCUCUGAGAAUACAGUACAAUGCACUUCAGGAAGAGUACAGCCUUUUCCAAACACAUUUUUCUCAAAGAGAGGUUGAAGCAAGGAUGGCGACUUCUCGCAUUCAAGAACUUGAAGAUACUGUGAGAGAAAAGGAAGCAAAUACUCUAGAGAAAGAUAUGCAAAUAAAGACAAUGGCAGAUCGAAGAGAAGCUGAUACAAGCAAGUUGCAGUACCUAACAAAAAAGGCAGCAGAACUUCAAGCUGAGUUGGAAAAGAGAGAUGCAAGUCAGGCUCAAGAUGUUUAUAGUCUUCAGUUAGAAGUUUCUAGACUUGAUUCGCAGGUGCAAGCACUGAAUCAGAAAGAAGUAGUUUAUCAGAGAGAAAUCAAUGAACUGCAAGGUAGCACUGCAAAACUGAAAGAUCAAAUUGAGGCAUAUGUGAGAGAGCUUGAAGCCUUACGAUUGGAAAGAAGUGAACUUGUUUCACGGUUGGAGUCGUACAAGCCAAAGGAGCAACGUGAUCAUGAAGACACUAACCUUCUCAAGGCAUUCUGCCGCAGAGAAAGAGAAGACAAAGCUCUUAAAAAAAGAAUGGAGGAAUUGGAAGAACUGGAAGCAAAUGUUGAUCAGUCAUCUGCAGUACUGGCUUCCCCUACUGAUAAACUGGAAAAAGAUGAAGUUAUGUUUGACUUGACGACUUACAAUAUAAAUCCAAAAACUCAGAUUAAGCAAUCACAAGAAAAGAUAUUGACCGAGAAGUUAGAUGUGAUCAACAACUCCGAAGAGGAGCAAGAUUUAAAAAAGCAUUGCCAGCAAAUGUUGGAAAUUCAUCAAACCCCUGAUUCUCCAAAACACAAUUUGAACAUAGGCAAAGACACUUCAAAAGACUUCCAGAAUUUAAUUGCAGGUAUGGCUUCAUGGGGCUCACCUGAGAUGGUGAGAAGGCAAGAUACAAGCAUGGAACUUCAGCCAGUGCUUCAUCUGACACCCUUUUCGGAAGUUGAAAGCACAGAUUUUGAAAUUCUGCACACCAGGUCAUCCAUGCGAGAAGAUAAUUCUGUAUUGCUGGGAUAUUCUAACUUGUAUGAAAAUGGCAGUGAGGAAGCAGCAGUGGGAGUAGGUAGAAAAUCUCCAGCUUUCUCUGAAAGCACCUACUCUGUUGAUGAUGACCAAGAUAUGGAGAAGAUUUUGCAGAUGAGAGAAGCUGAUAAUCUAACUUUAACCCCUUCUGAUUUACAAGAUGAUGUAAGAUCAAGAGCAUCUGCCAUCGAUGCAAUGAGCGAUGGAUAUGGCAGCAAUACCAGCUCAAAUUUGGCAGCUAAACUAAAGCAGGAGCUACAAACAUCAGACCAUCUAGAUGCUAGUUUCAUGGCUUAUCUGCGGUAUCGUGGAAUGUUUCCAGAUAUUACGGAAUCAAUGAGAGAAAAGGAAAUACUUUCACCACAGCUGAAGACUGUGCUGAAGAUGAUAUAUGAGGAGAGCCGCAAAAUAUUGGCUUUGUCAGAACGUCCCUUUGGUUUUAGGGAGCUGAAAAAUGUUCAUCAGACCAGAGUGGCAAUGGAGGGAUGGCAGAAGGAGGGCUUAGCCUUGCUGGAUGCUAUACAGUCGCUGAAAGAUUACCUUAGCAAGGUGGCAGAUAGAGGAGACAAGGAGGAACAGAGGCAGAUGGUUGUAGAGCACCUUUUCUCUUCAGACCGGAAUAGCUUGCUCUCUGAAAUACAGGACCUCCGAGCUCAGCUACGCAUGACACAUCUUCAGAACCAGGAGAAGCUACAGCAGUUACAGGAAACCCUUACAAAUGCAGAAGAUCACGGGAACAAACAAGAACACCACCUUCGGAGGAAAGUUGAAUUAUUAGAAUAGGAAAAAUCUAUCGUAAGUGACUUGCACAGCACCCUGUCUGAGGAGCAGAAGAGAGCCUCUGAAACAUGUGAUCACUUGAAUCAAGAAAAAGCAGCCCUGCAAUCAGAGCUUUACGAAAAUAAGCAAGAGAAUGAAAGGCUGCAGAAAUCCCUAGAAGAGCUUCAGAGGGAAAUAAACCAGUUAAGUUUUGAAUUGGAAAAAAGAGAACAGGAUUUGACAGCUGCACUUGAAGACUUGCAGACUGAACAUCUGAAAGAAACAGAGCUACGAGGUUUGUUUGAGGAACAACAGCUUCAGCAUAAGAAAGCAGAAGAUAAAAAGACAAAGGCCUUGGAGGAGCUGCAGGCUGCCUUGGAGUUGCAGUCGGUGCAGAAUAGCCAGCUGGCCGUAUCCUUAGAGCACGAGCAAACGGUAAAUAAUAAUCUCCGCAAGGAACUUCAGAUCGAGCACUCCCGCUGUGAAGCGUUGCUGUCCCAGGAACAGACCAAACUGUUGGAGCUACAGAGAAAUUUGGAUGCUGAGAAAAAUCGUUCAUUGGAGCUCCUGAAUUCCUUGAAUCACGAACGUGUUUUGACAGAACAGUUGAGUAUGAGAGUGAAAGAAGGUGCUUCUUGUCAGCAUAGGGAGUUGCUGUUGGAACAAGCCUUUGUUCGAGAGCUCCAAGCCCAGCUGGAAGAAGAGAGGUCCCGAACUAUGGAGCUAGCUGCUAUUAUUGAGAAAAUGCACCAGAAGGCCGUUCGCUCCAAAAGGCAGCUAGAGGCCGAAGUACAGAUGUGCUGCGAAGAAACCCAGAAGGAGAGAGAGGUCAGUGACAACUUGCGAGCUAUGCUGGAAUCUCUUCAGGGUCAAAAGGAAGAGCAAAACUUGGAACGGCAACACCAGAGGGAUGAACGGAGAAUUAAAGAGCUGCAGGAAAUACUGGCAAUAUUAGAAAAAGGAGAAAGAAAUCUCCCAUCUCCAAACCAUCAGCAAGAACUGUUGUGUACCUUAAACAAAGAUCGAAAUGCCAAACAGGCCAUGACAAAAGAAACUGAAAAAUCGCAUUUGCAACAGCAGCAACAACAGCUAGAGAAAAUAAGACAGCAGUUGCUUUUUGUAACUAUGCACCUGAAUGAGUUCAUAUAUAAAACUGUAGAUAAAACAGUUAACGAUUGGUCUGUAUCACAUGAUGAAGCUGUAGCCUCUUUACUGCAGACAUUAAAGGAACUAAAGUCAGAUUUAUUGUCUCCUCCUGCAUCUCAGAUCAGAUCUACGGAUGAUACUGACUCUGUUCAAGAACUGGAAAGAGACACUUGGCAGCGAGAGAGAAACAUUUUGCAGAAUGCACUGAAACAGGCUGAAUCCAAACUGGCUAAAGCAACCGUUGAAAUUGAAAACAAACCAGUGGUAGAAACUUCCAGUCCUAAGUUGCAGAGAUUAUAUAGGAAGUACCUUAGAGCAGAGAGCUUUAGAAAAGCUCUAGUUUAUCAGAAGAAAUACCUCUUGCUGCUUCUUGGUGGAUUUCAGGACUGUGAGCAAGCAACCCUCUCUCUAAUAGCACGUAUGGGAAUCUAUCCCUCAUCAGCAGACCUGCAGCUUUCUGGAUCACGUUCCCGUCCUUUUACAAAGUUCAGAUGUGCAGUCAGGGCAAUCAUCGCCGUAUCAAGGUUAAAGUUUUUGGUGAAAAAGUGGAACAAAGUUAGCAGGAAGAGCGCACAGGGUGAAACCGUUUCUCACAGUAUAGGAGGUAAUACAGCCUCUGGUGCUAGAACAGAAAUUCUGAAAGAGCAGCAGCCCCCAACUGUUCAAGUCGGCUCUCCCCCAACCAGGGAUACUGGGCUGUGCCACAGAACCAGCUCUGCAAGAUUUGUGAGCCACUCCCCCCGAUCCUUUUACUACUUACACAACAGAUUGCAUCCAUCCACAAGUUCAGCUUCAGAAAAGUCACUUGUGCCUAUUCAGGAUCCUGAACAAUCGUUAACAGAAUACAUCCAUCGCUUAGAGGUUAUCCAGCAAAGACUAGGGGGUGCGCAGCCAGGUAAGAACUACCUUGUUACCCUCACAGCUGCCAGCGUUCUGAGCUGCUUUUUGCAAGGUUCUUCCUACAUACUGCCUGUAACACUUAAAGCAUGUAAAGAGCAUCAUUUUAAUGAAUAA
Molecule: messenger RNA, 5687 nt
Organism: Fulmarus glacialis (Northern fulmar)
Lineage: Eukaryota; Metazoa; Chordata; Aves; Procellariiformes; Procellariidae
Gene: PCNT
Product: pericentrin
Biological process (GO): signal transduction
Molecular function (GO): molecular adaptor activity
Source: RefSeq, a predicted model, not a curated record